Scomber scombrus (Atlantic mackerel) is the source of this 1882-nucleotide messenger RNA. RefSeq names its product glutaredoxin 5 homolog (S. cerevisiae) (gene glrx5). The coding region runs from base 88 to 558 and encodes 156 amino acids. The transcript is spliced from 2 exons. The record is from RefSeq and is a predicted model, not a curated record. NCBI's taxonomy places the organism in Eukaryota, Metazoa, Chordata, Actinopteri, Scombriformes, Scombridae.
GAGGUUGCACUCAAGCUUGGAUUGAAGCAUCUGUUUUCUGCGGCGUUUCUUCUCCUCAUACUCAAAUUAUAACCCACCAAAAAGACAAUGAAUGGUUUAAUUAGAGCCGGUGUAAGUUGUCUGCGGACAGGAGCAGCACAUUAUCUAACCAGACCGGCCGGCGGACGCGUGUUAUCGGCCCCGGCCCGGUUCCUGUGUGCGUCUGCGGACCAGCAGAAGGACCUUGGCACGAUGGUGAAGAAGGACAAGGUGGUGGUUUUCAUGAAGGGGACGCCGGCACAGCCCAUGUGUGGCUUCAGUAACGCCGUGGUGCAGAUCCUCAGGAUGCACGGAGUGGACAACUAUGCUGCCUAUAAUGUGUUGGAGGACCAGGAUCUCAGACAAGGAGUCAAAGAAUUCUCCAACUGGCCCACGAUCCCUCAGGUCUACUUCAAUGGCGAGUUUGUCGGAGGCUGCGACAUCCUGCUCCAGAUGCAUCAGAACGGAGAUCUGGUGGAUGAGUUGAAGAAGCUAGGCAUUGAGUCUGCGCUGCUGGACGCCGAAAAAGAAUCAAAGUAGAAGGAAAGGACGGACUUCAAACAGCUGACGAAACAGAGGACACAUUUAACCGGUUGAACCCCACCCACACUCAUAACCCUCUAGGCAGCCAUACAGAGUGCAGAUGUGAGUAAAAGUGAUGAGUAUAAGCAGUUCUUAGUGGCGGCACUGUAUCCUGAGUCAGGGAUGUUUACGCUUUUACCGUUUUUAACACCUAAUUUAGGCUGUGAAGCAUAGCUCCUGCUGCACUGCUUAUACUCAAUUCAGACCCUCUAAGUACAGAUCUGAGGUAUAAAAAGUGUUUAAUAGCGAUCAGCCAUUAGAGAAAAGUAAUCAACUGCAUCUAGAAAGAGACAAAUCAUCUCGAUUUAGCAUAUUGUGCAUAAAACAUUUUUAAACAUUAAAUCACAGGCUUUUAGGGGCAUAAAAACACCAAUGAACUAAUGCCACUGUUACCAAGAAUCAUUUUACUAUGAGGUUGAACUGCUACUGCCAGAGGGCGACUGUCACGUUCGUCUCAUACAGUUCGCCCCCUUUUUUCACGGGCCACAGUCAGUUCAAUACCAAAUGACUCCUCAGGGUGCAGCGAGACUUUAUAAAGACCUUUAUAUCUCUGCUUGGCUCGCACCAAGACAAGAUGUCAUCACAUCAGAAACCUUUUCCAUUGCACUGCCUGUACUUAAAGGAAGAACAAAAAGGGGACAGUUCUGUCUUAAGAAAAAAAACAUGCUUGAGUUAUUGAAUAGAGCGGAUAUGGGUUCAUAUUUAAUAUAAAGAUGUGUUAUUUAAUGUCUGUCUGUACGUUUGUAAUGUUGAUGAGUAAAAACAGACAUGGACGACACCUCACUGACCUCUUUACACACGUGCACUGUUAUCAUGACUUCAGUGGAACCAGCAACAUUGUCCGCUAUUUGUUCUUCCCGCCAGGAACCGCAUUACAAAAUGUGCACCCUCUGUUUUUGUGUAUACACCCGCUGAAACGCAACAAACAUACCCCGAUACCUUCUUUUUUUUAAUGUCCUGAAGACGACUGAUUUACUAUACAUCUGGACGAGCAGGAGCAGGUAUAUUUAAAGUUAAAUGUGUCUGUCCAAGUCUGUGGUAUUUGUUAAUUUGUCUCUGAAACAAAUGAAUGGAAGUGCUUCUUUUUUUGUUGUUUUCUCACUGAGCCCACGAGUCCCUGACAUUUAUCGAUCAUAGAUGUUCAUCUUAUCUGCUGCACACAGCUGUAUUAUCAAAGCAAUGGUCAUGUAGUACACUGUAAGAUAUUGUAAAUUGAAAGCAUAUUAAAUGUAUUUUAGCUGCAUGUAAACCCAAAACCAAUUAAAUAUUUUGUGACACAAAA